AGCGUUUCACAUUUACGCCAUUUUCUGUUGUCAAUGUUUAACUGACCUAGUAGGUUAGUUACUUCUCGGUGAUUUUGAGACUUAAACGUACUCUGCUUAAUCAUGGGAAGGAAAAAGAAGAAGCAAAUGAAGCCAUGGUGUUGGUAUUGUAAUAGGGAUUUUGAUGAUGAAAAGAUUCUCAUUCAGCAUCAAAAAGCGAAACACUUCAAAUGUCACAUAUGUCAUAAGAAGCUGUACACUGGUCCAGGCCUGGCCAUCCAUUGUAUGCAGGUUCACAAAGAAACUAUUGAUGGUGUUCCCAACGCAAUACCUGGGAGAACAGACAUAGAACUGGAAAUUUAUGGAAUGGAGGGUAUUCCAGAGAAGGAUAUGGAAGAAAGGAGACGUGUGCUUGAGCAAAAAACACAGGAAAACCAGAAAAAAAAGCAGAACCAGGAUGAUUCAGAUGAGGAGGAGGAUGAUGAAGAGGCAGGGCCCUCAUUCCAGCAGCCAGCAGCACAACCCCAGGCUGCUUAUGCUCCAAUGACACAGCCUGGUAUGGCCCCAGUUCCAGCACCAGGGAUACCACCUGGGACCUACUCGGGAAUGCCUCCGAUGAUGCCUGGCGUGCCUCCUAUGAUGCCAGGGAUGCCACCGGUCAUGCCUGGAAUGCCACCCGGUAUGAUGGCAAUGGGUGGGAUGAUGCCGCCUGGACCAGGAAUGCCUCCGAUGAUGCCAGGCAUGCCACCAGGCAUGCCUCCUCCUAUGGGUCAUCGUCCGGGGGUGAACCACCUGCCUCAGGCUCCUGCAGCCACAGCCCCAGGCAUAAUGCCCCGAGCAGCCACACCUGCAGCCACAGUGGCCACCCCACAGCCUGCUGUAACCAAGCCCUUGUUCCCCAGUGCAGGACAGAUGGGGACUCGAGCUCCCAGCACUAGCUCAGCCUCCUCCGGUGUGGACACUUUGUCAGCACCCUCUAAACCGCUGUCGCAAGCUCAGCAGGGUGUGUCGGGGGCAGUAGCGGGCCCUUCUGCCCCGUCCUCUGCUGCUCCCAAAGCCACAUUCCCAGCCUACAGCCAGCCCACGGCCCCUGCUGCCAACACUGGCAGCACCGUGGCCAAACCUGCCACCCCUGUCACAAGUAAGCCUGCCACCCUCACCACUACCAGUGCAAGCAGUAAGUUGAUGCACCCUGAUGAGGAUAUAUCUCUGGAGGAGCUACGCGCUCAGCUCUCUCGCUAUCAGUGUAAGCUAGCGAGUACAGGGCAAGCCCACAUCAGCGCCCCUGCCGUCGGAACACUGGGUGCUGUGGUGCCACCUCAGCAAGGCGUUCCAUCACAGCAGCCAGCAGUCAGGCAUUCCGUGCAUGGGCCAUAUGGCGCCCCACCACAAGCAGUACCUGGAUAUGUGCCAGGUGGGAUGCCUCCAUAUGGCCAAGGCCCCCCUAUGGUUCCUCCUUACCAGGGAGCCCCUCCAAGGCCACCAAUGGCCAUGAGACCUCCUGUAAUGUCCCAGGGAGGCCGAUAUUGAAGCUCCACUGCUGGUCUUCAAUAGGUUUGGUGAUUCAACCAUUUUCUCAUCUAGUGGUGUUGUUAAAAAAAGCCAAAUCAUUAAGAAUAAUUUUAUUCAGCUCGUCUAAUGAGGAAACGAAAAAAACAACUCGUUUACGCAUGGGACUUUCGAUUUUGGAUAAGGGUUUUUAUUUGGACCUGUGAGAUGUUGCCGGUUAUACAGUGUGGCUUUUUUUCCUCCCCUUAUGUUCCGUUUAGGUUUUUAGAAGUGAAGUUUAGUAAGUAUGGUUCGUAAUAAUUUGAAGCGGCUGGAGUAACGUGAACAGUACAGCACCUUUUAUCAAGGCAAGUCUUUGUAAAUAUACUACUGUACUAAACGAGUGAGGCCUUCACAGCACCUUUAGGUGCUGUUGGACUUCAUGUCCCCAGCUUUGCUUGGUGAGGGCUUCAGUUAGCAAGCACUGUUUUUGUUUGCCUGCUUAUCGUCAUCUGCAUAGGAAAUCUCACAAAUAGGUUAUGUGAACCAUCUCUGUAUUGUGAUUAUGCAAAUUGUAAUAAACUAUGUUGAAAACUUAA
This is a messenger RNA of Electrophorus electricus (electric eel), 2066 nucleotides long. It is a transcript of the gene znf207a, whose product is annotated as zinc finger protein 207, a. Gene Ontology annotation, cellular component: spindle matrix; kinetochore; nucleus. Lineage: Eukaryota; Metazoa; Chordata; Actinopteri; Gymnotiformes; Gymnotidae. Gene Ontology annotation, molecular function: microtubule binding. The record is from RefSeq and is a predicted model, not a curated record. Gene Ontology annotation, biological process: mitotic spindle assembly checkpoint signaling; attachment of spindle microtubules to kinetochore; mitotic spindle assembly.